UUCAAUUUUUCCGGCACGUUUGCGUUGUCAUGGUAACCAUGGCGGCGUUCUAUAUUUGCCAGAGCUCUUUGCACACUGUCCGUGAUUUGAUUUCAAGCUGAACAGUUCGAUAAGUACCCAUUUAUACGGCCUUGGUACCCAUAACCUAGGUGAAGAAAUCGUUCAGAAUUUCUAGAGUGAUAUAUUAAAAUUUAACAGUUUGAUUGGUGACUGGAAAAAUAUUGUGAUUCCGUUUCAUUCAUGGUGAAGCGAGGCGGAAGAGAUCAUGAGUGAAGACUUCAACGAGACUCUCAUCGAGGCCGUAAGAAAAAACGCCAGUCUCUGGGACAAACGGUCCAAACAUUAUAUGAAGAAGAAGUCGGCGAAGGAACUCGACUGGCGAAAUGUGGCUGAGGAGUGCCAGGCUGACGUCUCCAUUGUCAAAGAGAAAUGGCGUCAUCUGCGUGACUACUACCAAGCCCGUCGCCGGAAGAAGCCACCCAGUGGCUCAUCGGCUAGGGACGCGCCCCGUUUGGGGCGGUACGGCCAGCUGCUGUCCUUCCUGGAUCCUGUCACGCAACGUGGGGCGUACGUAUCAUAGCCCGCUAACGAUAUGCAUCACGGAUCACACGAAUCACGAACUGGAGAAUAACAUAUGUCCUUUUUGGGGGAUUGCAUGCAUAUUUAUUUGCAUAUGUGCAAACUGCAAAUUAUAGCACAUAAACGACUCAGCCACGUCUUUUAUCUUUCAGCUCAACGUCUUCGCUCGCCUUGCGACCUGAUGCAUGCACCAAUCUCCGAGCAAACCCAGCCAUAACCGCGCCUGCUCCUGCAUCCGUCAAUGAGAACCAAUCCUUCAUUUAUGUUGACGAUGGGAACCAACUUAUUGAGGUUGAGCUACAGAACAAACAGGAGAGCGGUUCGUCUUUGAUCAACGUGACACGGGAGCUCGCGCGCUUAGACGGAGACACACAGCACGAAGAAGACGACACACAGUUCACACAUUACCCAAACACAGAGACAGCACACGGAGAUUUCGAAAGUUCACACGACAGCACACAGACCCCAACAACAUCUGUCCUUAGUAAUGACCAGGCCACGACACAUAACACUCCAGUCUGUACCACCUCGCAGCGGGGAUCCAAAAGAAAAUCACCUACUCAGGAUAUUGAUGCAGUUAUCUUAGAAGAACUGUCAAAGGGGCGAAGCAGGGAACAAGAUAGAGAUUACACAUUCUGCAUGAACUUGUACGCAGAGCUGAAGCACCGAAGCGAUGUGACGAAAAGAAUCAUUAAGCGUAUCGUCAUGGAAACACUCGACCGUCACCAUGAGUGAUCGCUGUCUUGCGAACCUGCAUGUGUCCAUUGUUGCAGCAUCAGUUGUUGAUCAGUUGUAGGUAGGUGUCGGUUAGGUAUAUUUAUGUUUUGAAUGUUGUCCCAAUGUAUACAUUGGCUGUUAUGCUAUGUUUCAGCAGUGCCUGAAACAUUUUUGUGGUGUUUCAUUAUGAUGUUACCUCGAAUAAAUGGUUUUCGAUGCAGCGUGCCGUAAUGCAAAA
Messenger RNA from Amphibalanus amphitrite, 1534 nucleotides. RefSeq lists its product as uncharacterized. Gene Ontology annotation, biological process: regulation of transcription by RNA polymerase II. Bases 266 to 580 code for a protein of 104 amino acids. The record is from RefSeq and is a predicted model, not a curated record. The transcript has 3 exons. NCBI's taxonomy places the organism in Eukaryota, Metazoa, Arthropoda, Thecostraca, Balanomorpha, Balanidae. Gene Ontology annotation, cellular component: transcription regulator complex; nucleus.